AUGAGCACCAAAAUCUCACCACCUCGCUCCAGCGGUGACAAGUACCGACAUUCAGAGAAAAUGGCGGGCUCUCGUGAACAGGACAACUACACAAUGCGGGUCCUUGGCAGAGAGAUCCGGAUCCAGAAAAUGAAGAACGGUUUCGUCCGGAUGGGAAAGGAACAAAGCGCACUUCAG
Messenger RNA from Amoebophrya sp. A25, 177 nucleotides. The record is from the annotation of a GenBank genome assembly. Lineage: Eukaryota; Dinophyceae; Syndiniales; Amoebophryaceae.